AUAAGUCGGAUGCAGCAUCUCCUAGGCAACCGAACCUCGGACACAGACAGCAGGUCACCUCCCAUUUUGCGCCGUUGCCUGGCAACCGCGAAGAGGCUGCCAGUGAGUUUGGACCAAAAAAAAAUCCUCAGUCCAGUAACAAAAAAGGAAAAAGAAAAUGAGGGGGUGGUCUUGGGGGUGGAUGGAACCGUCACUGGCCAACGAGGAAAAAGGGCUCCGGCGAUUCCAAAGUAUUACCCCGCAUCCACAAAGCAGAAACAGACAUUUUUCACUUAUCUAUAGAGAUACUUUAUUUAUGCACACUCCAGUGUGAGUCUAUUUAAAAGCCAAGACGACGCCUUCUGGAUGCAAUGCUUUUAAUAUUCCUGGGUACGGAAAAACAGUAUCGUUAUCCGUUGCAGAGCGGAAUUUCAUAUUCAAAAACUUUUUCCUGAUACUUCGUUCAUCCGCGAAGCUGUUCUCAGAUUGAAGGACAAGGUCUGGUCAUCCAGCAGGCCCUGCACCGGCAGCCCAGCACAGCUGCGCAGUACCUGCAGCAGAUGUACGCAGCCCAGCAACAGCACCUCAUGCUGCAGACCGCAGCCCUCCAGCAGCAGCAGCUGAGCAGUGCGCAGUUGCAGAGCCUGGCGGCCGUGCAGCAGGCCACCAUAGCAGCGGGGAGACAGGGGUCCAACCAGAAUGGCACCACAUCCCAGCAUGCGGGGUCCACUCAGACCACCAUUAACCUGACCACCUCUCCGGCGGCUGCCCACCUGAUAAGCCGUGCCCAAAGCGUCAGCUCCGCCCCCUCCGCAAUCUCCCAGCAGGCUGUGCUGCUGGGCAAUGCAUCCAGCCCUGCCCUCACCGCCAGUCAGGCACAGAUGUACCUGCGUGCCCAGAUGGCACAGCAAAGUAACCUUGUGCAAGUAGCUAGGAGCCUAGGCCGUGCUGUUCCUUUGUCCCCCCAGCUCAUCUUCACGCCGACCGCCACCGUGACCGCGGUCCAGCCAGAUGCCGCCACACACUCCACCGGGCAGCAGUCUGCAACCGCGCAGGUGCAGAACUUGGCUAUCCGCAGCCAGCAGGGGGCAGCAUCGUCCUCCCCCUCCCAGGCGCAAUUGCAAGGCCUGAGUCUCAAGCAAAGCCCCCUUUCCGUCCAGCCCACAAGCCAAGCCAAGGGCCCCGCCCAGGGAACCCAGGGCUCUGGGGCAAAAGGUGGUGCCACCGAGGGCUCCGUGGAGACGGGGAAAAAGGGGGAGGGGCUGGAGACACACCUGGUGAACAUGAGCCGCAACGGUCCCUCUGUGAGCGGCCAUCCCCUCAUCGCUCCAGCAUAUGCACAGAUACAGCCUCACCAGCUGGUGCAGCAGCACAAACAGCAGCAGCACUUUGUGAUACAGCAGCAGACUCAGGUGUCCCAGCGGCCGUCGGCCCAGCUGCUGCAGACCGCAUCCGUCCAGCCCCACCUCCAGGCCCAGGCAGUUCAGCCUGUCCCCGUCCCGGUGCUGCCCAGGCCCCCAGCGCCGCGCCAGCAGGCCACCAUAUUUCACUCCACCGUCAGCCCCCAGGCUCUGGGACACCCACCAGCCCCACCCAGCCAGCCCAAAGCCACCCCCGUGCAGCUGACGGCGAUCAACCUCCAGAUCCAGCCUGCGCCUGGCCCAGGUGCACAGCUUACCCAGGAUACUAGCAAGGAAAAGCCAACCUCGCUGGUUGUCAGGGAGACAAACCCCACGCCUGUGUCCGUUCAGCCCACCACCACCCCCACCCAAGAGGCGCCUGGCACAGAUCAGUCCAGGUCCAACUCCACCGGGUCCUCCGCCCCAGCUGAAGGUGCUGCCGAGGGGGCCGGCGCCAAGCCAGAAGCGUGUCCCCCGCCAGCCAUGACCUCGGGGAACGAGGAGGACGCCCCCAGCGUGGCCGGCAGCGUUCCUCAGAACGGCGAGAACAAACCCCCCCAAGCCAUCGUGAAGCCGCAGGUCCUCACGCACGUCAUCGAGGGCUUCGUCAUCCAGGAGGGAGCCGAGCCCUUCCCUGUGGAGCGUGCCUCACAUUUGGCGGACAACCUGAAGAAACCCAGCCAGCCGCUCUCCUUGGAUUCGGAAAAGACCCACCAGGGCAACCCCCCCGCCGCCACCGACUCCGAGAUGGAGGAUCUGACCCAGCAAGAGCUCGGGGAUCAGGAAGACGCGAAUGAACCACGCCUGCAGUGUGAGCUCUGCGGCUGGGUCGACCUGGCGCACAAGUUCAAGGGCUCCAAGCGCUUCUGCUCGGUGGUGUGUGCAAAGAGGUACAACGUUGGCUGUACGAAGCGCAUGGGUCUCUUCAACCCAGAUCGGAGCAAAACGACGAACCGCUGGCGGCGGAAAUCACGCAGCAGCAGCCGCCAAAGCAUAGAGGCCAAAAAGCAGAGGCUCAGCACCCCCCCGCAGCAACUAGGUGGCUCCGUCCCCUCCGCCUUGCCCCCCCCACCCAGCCAGGGCGAGUCCAGCCCAUGCUCGGAGGUAUCCAGCUACGAGGGCCCCCCCUCACCCUUGUCUGCGGCCAGUUCAGGUGCCCAGGGUGCCCCGGGUGAGCGGGCCUCGGAUCCUGAGGGUGGAGUCAGGGAGCUGCCCCUCCUCACGCAGCACUUCCUGCCCAGUGACCCCACCCAGUGGAAUGUGGAGGAAGUGUACGAGUUCAUUCGCUCCUUGCCAGGCUGUCAGGAGAUUGCAGAUGAGUUCCGCUCGCAGGAGAUCGACGGGCAGGCCCUGCUCCUGCUGAAGGAGGACCACCUAAUGAGCACCAUGAACAUCAAACUGGGCCCCGCACUGAAGAUCUACGCUCGGAUCAGCAUGCUGAAGGACUCAUAGCUCUCAAUGUCACCCCCCCCCCCCCCCCAGGCUCCGCCAACACAGAGCCUUGACUAGUUCUGCACUACGACCUCACAUCUGUGGGUGUCUCCCCUACCCCCUCCAUAUACAGGUGCUACAUCUGUUCUCUUGUACCCUGCAGACUGAGUGGUGCACCUCCCCAGGCGCUGGCCCUCCUGGAGGUAACGCUGAAAUGACUGUAACUGACCAUUAGGGGGCGCUCUCUCUCCAUCACCUUAUUGGAUGAACAACACCACCAUGAAGAAGAUUUGACCUGAAAUAGAUCAGACUAAUUUAUUUUUGUUGGGAUACACUUGUGCGAUUUUGAAUUACAUCCAGACAUUUAAAAUAAAUAUAUACAAUUGUAAUAUAUUUAGGUUUUAAGAUACUGUCUAUGUUUGAUUUAUAUUUGUUUUUGUUGCUGGAACAGGCAUGUAUAAAGUGGUGCUAGUUCAGUGUCUGGGUUUUAAAAUGGUGGUUAUCUGGGGCAGUACAUCCCUGUGGUGCUUUGGACCAAGUUCAGCCUUGGUUUGUAGUCACAAUGGCUCGCCUUAAACACAACAGCGCCUCCCUCAGUCUACGGAGGGAGCCUACAGUGUACGCAUUUAGUUUUUUGGGGUUUUUUUUUGCGACCCCCCCAUCUGCCCCCAUUGACAAAGCUUGAGGAAAUGUCAGCAAAGAAUAUCUGUGGGAAAUGCAAGAGGAAAAAAAAUAUCCAUGUGUGCAUGUCCAAUUUGUUUCCAUAUUUUCCUUCGUCUGAUGAAAAUAUGAAUGUGGUAGUUAUGGCCACAGCAUGUUGAGAAAGGCCAGACUGUGACUGAAAAGGGUGUGACAGUGGCUCUCAAUGCAGGAACCCCCCCCAAAGUAAUUCUUCCAAAGACGCACAAUUCGACUCCUCCUCCCCGCCCCCCAGUACUAUGGCACUUAGAAAGUCGAUCCUAUAUCCCAAACACCACCCUGCUGACCGGAUCCUGUUUUUUUUUUUUUUUGAGGCGUGUUACUGUGCUGAUGUUCUCUUCUAGCAAUUCACUGUUUGGUGGAAAUCUGUCAGAGCUAAAACAGCGUCUUAUCCUAAUCUUCCCAUUUUUUUAUUUUUUAUUUUUUUGGAGUUAACUAUGUAUGUCGGAUUGUUAUUUAUGCGCAUUCAAUCCAAGCACUCACGCUCGACUCUGUUCCGAAACGCGCACUAUUGGUUACAUUGUGUGUUACUGUGAAGAAACUGUGUGUGUGUGUCUGUCGUUAAAUUUGUUAGUCUCAUGGAGAAUGGUUCUGUCAGAAUAAUGCUUUGUCAAAAUGGUCAUAUUUAUCGAGAAAAUGGGUUUGUACAUUUUUUUUUUAUUCUUAAAUACAUUUUUUAAAAUGUA
Molecule: messenger RNA, 4195 nt
Organism: Brienomyrus brachyistius
Lineage: Eukaryota; Metazoa; Chordata; Actinopteri; Osteoglossiformes; Mormyridae
Gene: phc2b
Product: polyhomeotic homolog 2b (Drosophila)
Exons: 14
Coding region: 540-2831 (763 amino acids)
Cellular component (GO): nucleus; PRC1 complex
Molecular function (GO): zinc ion binding; protein binding
Source: RefSeq, a predicted model, not a curated record